Capsaspora owczarzaki ATCC 30864 is the source of this 1423-nucleotide messenger RNA. RefSeq lists its product as hypothetical. The record is from RefSeq and is a predicted model, not a curated record. The coding region runs from base 265 to 852 and encodes 195 amino acids. The transcript has a single exon. Lineage: Eukaryota; Filasterea; Ministeriida; Capsasporidae.
AUUGCCUUGCCUCAACCUACCUCUCUUCCGACCACCUCGCUUCCCACCUCCUCCGCUGUCAGCACUUGUUGCCGCGACUUCUGCUGCACAGCGCCACAUUCGUUGCUUGGCUAGCUGUAACCACUCUUGGCGGGCUAUUUCAACGACGCCUGCUUCAGCCGAAACGCAUUUGGUUGUUGUGAUUCUCGGCACCGACCCGCGCAACCAACCCGUUCUCUCAGACACGUCCUAUCGUAUCAUCACUAGUCGGCUCCAGAAGCUCCCAUGGCGUCAUCUGUUUCCCCGUUUAGCUGCCCGCACCUGCACCGCACCGCAUCGCCGCCGCCGGCCAGUUGCAAGCUUGGCGAGGCACAAACGACGUAUUCCUUCACACCUUCCCUGAGCUCUGAAGGCGCCUUGUUGCCGUCCUCCCUGGAGACUGGACGCUGGCUGAAUGUCCAUUGGAGGUACUGCGACAAGUACGAUUUUUUCUACAUUUAUUUUCAACGAGUAUCCGCCACUGAGCUAGCUUCUGCGACGCAUACUGUGAGUGAAGAUGAUGAGGACUUCCACUUUUUCCGCUUGAGCGGUUCAACGAAUUUGAGUGUGCUUGGCAUCGCGCAUUGUUCGACCCGCCUGCCAUUCCACACGAAAUGGACGACUCGUGAGAGGAUCAAUGGCAAACCGCCGUUGGAACUGAAGCCCGUCUACGACCAAGAGGCUGAUUGUGUUCGGCUCUGCUUCACGACCGACCGAAUCCGCUCGUGCGUUCAAGAGGAGGUCGCUCCAAACCUUGUGGCCGACUACGAUCAAAACAGAAUCGUUCUUGCCGUGGAGGUGAUUGGUGCGUGUGACAAGCUGCCCAAGCUGUAGCGCCUUUCAUUUGGGGGGCUAACUCCAAUCAUUGCUUGGUCUAGCAAAUGUUGGAGCAGAUUGAAGGCGACGAGCCUCUUUGUGGCCGCCUUGGGGUCGGCUGGCAGUUCCUCAUUCAAAAGCUGCUGUAGAGAGGGCCUCGACGAGAGCGACGUCCGCAACCGGCCACUUGCGUAUCUCGUGGUCAGCCGGAAGGUUCAAAAUGGAACUGAGGAUGAGGUGUUGGUCGAUGACGUCUCCAAGAGUACGGUCCAUUAUGUCAAUGUGAAAGAAACGUGCGUUGAAGAUCAGUCGAAAGCGGGCGAAAGCAAAAAGUUCAUUGACAGACUGGAUGCAUCGGACCAGACUUGACGCUUCGGAACUUCACAUACUGCCGCACCGUCCUCAUAUCUUAGAAAUUAUUGAGUCCUCGCACAAGAGUCUCAACUCCUGAAAAAAAUUGGAAACUGCACUUCCCACCCUCUCAUCUCUCGUCUUUUCUCUGCAACCCUCUCCUUGUCCUUGUCGCGUUCCAACUCCCCUUAUUUCAAAAAGUGUUGUUUGUCGGAAAACCGCUGUUGCUCGUCGGAAA